This is a messenger RNA of Solanum dulcamara, 1200 nucleotides long. Its product is annotated as dirigent protein 25-like. The transcript has a single exon. The coding region runs from base 65 to 1111 and encodes 348 amino acids. The record is from RefSeq and is a predicted model, not a curated record. NCBI's taxonomy places the organism in Eukaryota, Viridiplantae, Streptophyta, Magnoliopsida, Solanales, Solanaceae.
UCAUUUUUGAAGAAUCAAACGCCAAAAACAUCUCUCUUCCAUAUUAUUAAUCUUCUUACAACAAAUGGCAACCUCCAAUUCCAAUCCUUUUCAACUCAAAUCCCUAUUCACGUUCCUUGUCAUUCUAGCUCUCACAAUCACCUCCGCCACCUCACGUAGAAUCCUCGAUGAGGUGCUCUCCACUCCCACCGUUGCACCAGAAGCUCCUCAUGAUGCUGACGAGAGUACCCCAACUUCAGGGGUAUCUACAACUAAUGGUGUUGCAACUCCUGUUGGUACAGGUGCGGGUAUUCCAGCAUCUGGUGUUGCAGGAGCUUCAAGUGUUCCAGCACCUACUACACGUGCAGGUGCUGACCAGCCUGUUACAGCUGGAGCAGGUGCUGACCAUCCUGCUACAGCUGCACCAGCUAUAGCAGGUGAAGAUGAUCAUGUCUUUUCAUUCUUCAUGCACGAUAUUCUAGGAGGAUCAAACCCUUCAGCUAUAGCCGUAACGGGUAUAGCAACCAACCCUUCACUCAGCGGUCAAGUUCCAUUCGCAAAGCCAAACGGCGCAGUUCUAGCAGUAGACAACGGUGUUCCUGUCAAUAACGGGAACAGCGGAAUCAUCAGCAACAACAACAUCCCUUUCCUCACAGGCCUCAGUGGAACAACUCCAAACGUAAUCCAAAACAACGGAAACAACAACAACAUAAUCGGUGGAGGUAACGGUUACCCUGCCAUUAACAUGGCUCAAUUAGGAUCCGGAGUCACUUUCCAAAAACUCAUGUUCGGUACAAUGACAGUAUUUGACGACGAGUUAACAGAAGGUCAUGACCUCAACUCGGGCUUAGUUGGAAAAUCUCAAGGAUUUUACAUUUCUAGCUCAGAAGAUGGAACUAGCCAAACUAUGGCAUUUACAGUAAUGUUUCAUAGUGGAAGUUAUAGUGAUAGUUUAAGCUUCUUUGGGGUUCACAGAGUUAGAGUCUCUGAAUCACAUCUUGCUAUUAUGGGUGGUACAGGAAAGUAUGUAAAUGCUAAGGGAUUUGCUACUGUCAAGACUUUUCCGGCUGCAAAUCAACAGACAGAUGGUGUGGAGACUCUGUUACAUAUUACUGUGUAUCUUGCUUAUUAAUAAUUAGCUAGUGUGUUGUUGUAAUAAUUUAUUGCUUGUAUUUGUUGUGUUAAAUUUGUUUACAUGUUUGUAUUAGAUGUUUGAAGGUA